Molecule: messenger RNA, 477 nt
Organism: Gongylonema pulchrum
Lineage: Eukaryota; Metazoa; Nematoda; Chromadorea; Rhabditida; Gongylonematidae
Source: the annotation of a GenBank genome assembly
AUGCUCACUAAAAUCAACCAUUCUUGGGACAAGGUGAAUGAUCUGGGUGUCGAGGAGGGCUGCCCGGAGCAGCGUCCAAGCAACCUGCAAGAAAUUAUUUCACGACCCGUAGCAGCACCAACAGCUCGGCCUCUACCGAAGCAAAGCACAGGAGGUCCAUCAGUACAGCCAGUGCAGUCCUGCGAGCCGGAGGAGCAGAAGCAAUUUGCUGUUUGUAUUCAGCCGAUCACAACGUUCCAGCCUCAUCCACUGGUCGUCAUAAAGCAGCCCAGGCAAAUCGAUGAGGCCUGCAAGCAGUUCGCCGAAUUCAAGAAAUGUCAAGCAAACGUAAAAUGCCUACCGCUCUGGGCCAAGGGGAUGAGUGCCAUGUUUGAAUUCGCUUGUGGAUCUGGAUAUGACUCUUAUCUACAGGUCAGUGUAAUUGGACCAGACUAUCUACGAAUAAUUAUCUUUUUCAAUAGCAUAAAAAACACAUAG